UAGGACUUAGCAGGGACUGUCGAAGUAGUAUAUUCUGGUAUGGAGCGUAAGUUAGAAGUGUCAGUUGCAUCCGUGUGAUGGCCGCGACGUCUCUGGUGCUACAGUAAUGUGCUAAUUACCAAAGGAAGGCGACGGUUUGCCUUUUGUUCAGGCGAAUUCCUGAAGUGCGUUGAUGGCCCUAAUCCUAUCGGUUUCACGUGCAAGGAACCGCCGGUUUAGGUCGUAAGUGGUUCCGGACCGCGACAUCCCUGAGCCUCCUUGCGAGGCGUGUGUAAGAAAAAAAAACACACCAGGCACUCAAUUGUCAGCGACUGCUUGCGAAACUGGUAACGUCGCCCUCUCUCUUUUCGCGACGGCGAUGGCACUCAGCGUGACAGUUGCGGGGAGAGAAGUGACGGGACUAUCACAGGCAAAGCCACGGGCGAACGUCGCCGCGGCUAACAUUGUCGCUGACGGCCGCUCUUAGCAUCCGCCGGUAAUUCCUUGGUUAGCUGCCGGUCAGUUGCCGGCUAGGCGUCAGCCAUGCCUCGCAUCUCGCAGCUGCCGUUGCUCCGCAGCAGCAGCAAGGAGGAGCGCGCGCUAGCUCUCGCGGAAUGCGCCCACCCCCCCGCGAUCCCCCCGUGUUCUUCCGUCGGCCCCGCGCCAGCCCGCCCGCUCUCCCUCCUCGAGCGGAAGACUUCGCUCCCCUCGUUCCUCUCGCGCAAGUCCCCCCCGGGCCAGCCGCGCAACACCCCCGCGGAGCAGCGCAAGUCGCCGCCGGUGGAGCAGAAGCUCCGCGAGGGUCCUCCGCCGCUGCGCCCCAAGUCCCCGCACCACCUGGAGUGGGUGCGCCAACUCUCGCUCUGGCAAGGCGCGCAGGCGCAGCAGGGGGACGCGCAAACGCAGGCGCAACAGGCGGAGGUGCCGCGGAACGGUCAAGUGAAGGCGGGACACGGGAAGGUACGCGGAGGAGCGCAAGGAUCGGCGCAGGGGGUGCGGAAAGGGGAUGCGCGGAAGGGGCAGGUAUUUCGGCGGAAGCAGCAAGCGCAACAGAAAGCGAGCGCCAACGCGGGUUCUGAAGAUGCCCCCGAGCCGCCGAUUAAAAACGUGUGGGAGGCCGCGGAAGCGGGAAAACUAGCUAAUUGGGUGGAUGAAGCGGACGGUGGCGAUGGAGCGGGGACAGAAAGGGACGGCGGCGAUCCGUUGCUGGAGAAUGUGAUUGGCGCUGGGACAACGAGGCUAUCACAACAGGCGCGUCAGUCUGCACCUACUGUCUCCGUUAGUGGCGUCUCCGUUAGUGACGUCUGCGUUAGUGGUGCUUCUGUUGCUAGCGCGGGGUCGACAACUGACUGUGACGUUACAGAUACCGCCGUUAGUCAGGCGCCCAAGAUUACUACGACAAACGGAUCUGCCACAAACGCGGCUGCCACAAACGGGGUCGCUGCCAGAGCGCGCGCCGGCGCCGCUGUUGCUUCUGUCUCCCCCACAGGCGCCGCAGCUACAGCCGCGGCGGCUGUAGCCAGGAGCUUUAGCGCGGCCGCCUCUGUCUCAGGUGACGCUGCUACAACCGCGGCGGCUGAAGCGAGGAGUUCUAGCAGCAGCGCGGCCGCGACGGUUGUAGCAAGGAGUCCCAACGCGCCGCGCUACAGCCGGUCAGGGGGCCACAGGCGGCGGUUCGUGCGCGCGGCUACAGCCAGCAGCGCGUCGAUGGAGCUGCGGGGGCAGCGUUCCAGGCUCGGAAGUCCCAAACCUUGUCCGGACGAGUCGUUGUUUCCUUCCCGAGCCCACCCGACAGCUUCGGCAGCACGUUCGGCAGCACCGUCUUCCGAACCGAGUCUUUUGGCGGCGAUUGCAACAGUCAGGGGGGGGGAACAAGAGAGAGAGGAAGAGAGAGGAAUCGGCACAGAAUCUCAAAAUCUCAAAAUCCCUCAGAUGCUGACGUGGCUGCUGACGUGGCUGCAGCAACAGGAGCUGACCUGUCACCAUCAGACGCGGUAGCAGCAGGGAUAGUCGCAUCGGCGUUUUUCACGCGCAAAUCUCACACCAUGCGCAAUCGCAUGGUGCCCCUAACCCCCACGGCGGUUACCACCCCCAGAGCCCCAGGCACUGCUGCUGCUGUGGCCACCCCCGGGCGGAA
Molecule: messenger RNA, 2116 nt
Organism: Closterium sp. NIES-67
Lineage: Eukaryota; Viridiplantae; Streptophyta; Zygnematophyceae; Desmidiales; Closteriaceae
Source: the annotation of a GenBank genome assembly